UAUUGCUUUUAAACAUCAAUUUGCAGUGACUCAAAGCUGGGCUGCAUUCGAAUAUAUUUUUGUUUUACAGUAGCUAACGCUAAUAAUUUUUGUGAAAUUUUAAUUGAGCAACUAUAAAUUUAAAAACAUUCAAAAUGGGUGAUAUCCAAGUUCUAACGUCGGAUUUUGUCAAUCUUCAAAUAUCAACUUCUAAAAAUGAUAUUUCCUUUGGCGAGAGACGAUUUCCAAAAGACAUUACCAUAUCAGAGUUGAAAGCCAAACUAGAACUAGUAACCGGAGGGAGUUGCGCCACAAUGCGAAUAGAAACUUACACCAAAGACAAUAAGCUGGUAACAAGUCUGGAUGAUAAUAGUGCGCUUGUCGGGUCUUAUCCUCUAGAAGAUGGCAUGAGGCUGCAUAUUGUCGAUGACUUUCAAUUACGAAAUGAACUGGAUUCUGGAAAUGUUCCAAAGUUUGAGCUGACUGAAGAAGAGUAUUCUAAAAGAAAUGAUUCUGUUAAAAUGUUCCUGAUGAAAAAUAAAAUGGGAAAAUACAAUGAAGAAUAUGCAGAAAAAAAGAAGCAAAUGGAGCAGGAGGAGAAAAAACUAGCAGAAAGUAUUGAGGCUGGUUUGCGGUGCAAGGUAUCAGUUGCCAAUGCCCCAUCUAGGUUGGGAACAGUUAUGUACAGUGGUACAGUUGAGGGGCUUCAGGGUUAUUGGAUUGGUGUGAAAUAUGAUGAACCCCUUGGCAAACACAAUGGAACUGUCAAAGGAAAAACCUACUUCGAAUGUCCAGAUAAAUAUGGUGCAUUCGUCAAGCCCCAAUGUGUUUCAGUUGGAGAUUUUCCUGAAGAAGAUUACGAUUUAAAUGAAGAACUUUAAUCAUCAUACACUUUCUCAGCAUUUACUACAUGAAUUGUAUUUAUAAGUUGUUUUAACAUGUGAUAUAGGCUUAUAUUUUUUUUUUAUUAAACAUUUUCAAAAAAUUCAGAUGUUUGACACUUAAAAUAGGAAUUUUUUAUGAGUUCAUUUACCC
Messenger RNA from Cylas formicarius (sweet potato weevil), 1014 nucleotides. It is a transcript of the gene TBCB, whose product is annotated as tubulin-folding cofactor B. The transcript is spliced from 4 exons. Bases 135 to 860 code for a protein of 241 amino acids. Lineage: Eukaryota; Metazoa; Arthropoda; Insecta; Coleoptera; Brentidae. The record is from RefSeq and is a predicted model, not a curated record. Gene Ontology annotation, molecular function: alpha-tubulin binding; microtubule plus-end binding. Gene Ontology annotation, biological process: post-chaperonin tubulin folding pathway; cytoplasmic microtubule organization; tubulin complex assembly. Gene Ontology annotation, cellular component: cytoplasm; nucleus; microtubule plus-end.